This is a messenger RNA of Paraglomus brasilianum, 987 nucleotides long. NCBI's taxonomy places the organism in Eukaryota, Fungi, Glomeromycota, Glomeromycetes, Paraglomerales, Paraglomeraceae. The record is from the annotation of a GenBank genome assembly.
AUGCAUUUGACAUCCUUGUCAGCCCUCUUCACAACAGCGCUUCUUGCAUUUGCAUCUCUUUCCGAGGCAGUACUGCCAGGAACAUGGCCACCGAUGGAUCAACCUCCUCCGAUAAAACCGGAGUGGGUUAAAUUGGUUGACAAAAAGAAACUACCAAAAGCUCCCAUACAAAGUGCACAAGCUGCAGAUUGUUCCAAGGCUGUAGAGUUUUGUAUAUGGUCAUGCAAUACUUGCCUACGAAACGCAUCAGAUGUCUCAACUUGUCCAAACGACAAAGAUUGGGGCUUUAGUUUCGACGAUGGUCCGUCAACCUUCACACCAGCACUUCUCGACUUUCUAAAGAGCACCAAUACUAAGGUCACAUUUGCCGUCGUUGGUUCGCGAGUCUUCCAAAACCCUGAGAUCCUCCAACGUAUCAAGGAGGAAGGACACGAAAUAGUAGUACACACAUGGUCACAUCCGGCACUUACUACUAUAUCAACAGAACAAAUCAUUGCUGAAAUUAAAUGGACCGAGUUAGCAAUCCAAACAGCUAUCGGACUUACUCCCAAGUACAUGAGACCACCAAGAGGUGAUAUGGAUGACAGAGUAAGAUCUAUUGCAACUCAGUUGGGAUAUAAAAUUCUAAUGUGGGAUCGUGAUACAUUCGAUUGGAAGUCGGCCGACGAUCCUAAUUACCAGCCCUCUUGGAUUUACGACAAUUUCACACAAUGGGUUACUGAUUCAAAGGGUCACAUUUCACUCGAGCAUGAUUUAUAUGAAAUAGGUGCUACCAAUGCUCCUUAUGCCGUAUCUAUUGUUCGAAAAGCAGGAUAUACCAUCAAACCAGUGUCUGUGUGUACCGGAACGGCGGCAUACAAAGAAAACGUUCAACUAGUCGCCAGUGGGCCAGUUCCAGCUGAUGAACAGAUAUGGGGUAUGGCAUGCUGGGAUGAGACACUCCUUGUAACACGGCAGAUGAACUAUCAAACCCCGAAUCAUGUGUGA